AUGGCUACUGCGUCGCCAGUCGUCGCGCCGUCCUCGCCGGCAUCUCCCCCGGCCCAGCCGAGCCCCAUGCCAGUAGCGCCCAACGCAGGUGCGGAUGGCCCCGCUGCGGGCGCAGGCCAUCAAGCAGCGGCAGAUCACACAGCAGGAAAUGCAAAUGUCAGUGGAGGCGGAGUGUCCGGAACGGCUCCGCCGGCUGGCCAGCGCCCCAAUGGAUUGAAUGCCGCGGCGUCGGCUGCAAACUUUGUCUCGCCGUCGCUGUACGUCGGAGACUUGCAUCAGGACGUGACGGAGGCGAUGCUGUUUGAAGUGUUCAAUUCCGUUGGUCCUGUCACGAGCAUUCGCGUUUGCCGUGACACGGUGACGAGGCGGAGCUUGGGGUAUGCGUACGUGAACUACCAGGGAAUUCAGGACGCUGAACGUAGCUUGGACACGCUGAACUACACCGUGAUCAAGGGCCAACCUUGCCGGAUCAUGUGGUGCCACAGAGACCCGUCGCUGCGCAAGAGUGGGAACGGCAACAUCUUUGUGAAGAACCUCGACAAGAACAUCGACAACAAGGCGCUGUACGACACCUUCAGUCUCUUUGGCAACAUCUUGUCCUGCAAAGUCGCAGUCGACGAGAACGGACACAGCAAGGGCUACGGCUUUGUCCACUACGAAAACGAAGAGAGCGCACGGUCUGCUAUCGACAAAGUGAACGGCAUGUUGAUCGGCGGCAAGACGGUGUAUGUCGGGCCCUUCAUUCGCCGAGCAGAACGCGACAACCUGGCGGAAACCAAGUACACGAAUGUGUACAUCAAGAACAUGCCUUCCGCGUGGGAGGACGAGGCGCGCCUGAGGGAGACAUUCGCCAAGUACGGAUCGAUCACUUCCCUCGUGGUGCGGAAGGACCCGAAGGGUCGCCUCUUCGCCUUCUGCAACUUUGCCGACCACGACAGCGCCAAGGCUGCGGUCGAGGCGCUGAAUGGGAAGCGCGUGACGGACGCAGGCGCCAUCAAGGAGGGAGAAGACAGUGGAGCGGAAGAGAAGGAUGAGGAGGGACAGAAACGCGAGGGCGAGCAGAUCUUGUUCGUUGGGCCCCAUCAGAGCAAGGCCCACCGCUCGGCGAUGUUGCGCGCCAAGUUCGAGCAGAUGAACCAGGACCGCAACGACCGGUUCCAAGGCGUGAACCUUUACAUCAAGAACAUGGACGACAGCAUUGACGACGAGAAGCUGCGCCAGCUUUUCGAGCCCUUUGGCUCCAUCACGAGUGCCAAAGUGAUGCGUGACGAGCGCGGAGUCUCACGGUGCUUCGGCUUUGUGUGCUUCAUGUCUCCGGAAGAGGCCACGAAGGCCGUCACCGAAAUGCACCUGAAGCUCGUCAAGGGGAAGCCGCUCUACGUGGGUCUCGCGGAGCGCCGCGAACAGCGGCUGAUGCGUCUCCAACAGCGCUUCCGUCUGCCUUCCCUCCGCCCGGCAGCCGCCCUCCCUGGGAACGUGGCGGCCGCGGCGGCAGCAGCCCAGCUUCAGUACGGAGGGGCCGCGCCCCAGCUCCAAGGCUUCGCUGGCCCCGGCGCGAUGUAUGCGCCUCGGCCGCUCAUGGGCUUCUCGCCGCAUCCGCACCAAGUCACUGCCGCCAUGCUGCCCUGGAGACAGCAGCAGGCUGGCGGGCAGUUCGCCUCUCAGGGCGUUCCGAUGCGACCGCAACUCGGGCCCCUGCAGCACCUUUACGGACAGACGAACGCCGCAGCAGCGGCUGUGGCAGCUGGCAUGCAUGCGGCAGCUGGUGGCCCGCCCAUGCAGAUGCUCCAGCAGCAACAGCGCGGUGGUCACCGCGGAGGAAUGGGUCGCCAAGGCGGUGCAGGCCCAGUGUUGAAUGGAAACAAGCAACACAUGAUGGGUCCCAAACCAGGAGCUGGACAGCAGCAGCCGCAGGGCGGUCCUGGCAGCUUCAAGUUCACUCCACAAGUGAGGAACCAGAGACUCGACCAACAGAUGCAGCCGCCUGCGGCUGUUCCAGCCCCACACAAUCACCAUCAGGUGAUGAUGGAGCAGUCUCAGCAGCUGCUCAUGAACCCCGACGCUCCGCUGACAGCUGCCGCCCUUGCGGCCGCGCAGCCCUCGAUGCAGAAGCAGAUGCUUGGAGAGAAACUCUUCCCCUUGAUUGCGCGCUACCAGCCUGAACUGGCCGGAAAGAUCACGGGCAUGAUGCUGGAAAUGGACAACGCCGAGUUGUUGAUUCUCCUGGAAAGUGAGGCCCAGCUGAAGGCCAAGGUCGACGAAGCGCUGCGGGUGCUCCAACAGGCCAGUUGA
Neospora caninum is the source of this 2292-nucleotide messenger RNA. RefSeq lists its product as hypothetical. Bases 1 to 2292 code for a protein of 763 amino acids. NCBI's taxonomy places the organism in Eukaryota, Apicomplexa, Conoidasida, Eucoccidiorida, Sarcocystidae. Gene Ontology annotation, cellular component: ribonucleoprotein complex. The transcript has a single exon. The record is from RefSeq and is a predicted model, not a curated record. Gene Ontology annotation, molecular function: RNA binding.